GCACAGACUGCGCGGAGAGGCUAACCUUUGCCUUCGGUAGCCUUGUUCUGCACGCCUACUUCUGGACUCUCCUUCUCUUCUGGGGUUCAUUCGUGACCAGGGCGCAGAAGCCGGCCAGCUGUCCACGAUGAGCAGCCUGACACAGAACAUGCGGGAGGUGCUGAAGGCUAUGAGCCAAGCGCGCGGCUUUGAUAGAGUUUUGGAAAAGGUGUCUGUUGUUUCCUCUGCUCCUGGGAAAGUGGUUUGUGAAAUGAGAGUGGAAGAGCAGCAUGCCAAUAAGAUGGGCACUCUGCACGGUGGUCUGACAGCCACCUUAGUGGAUAGCAUAUCCACGUUGGCCCUGCUGUGCACUGACAGGGCGGCACCUGGAGUCAGUGUCGAUAUGAACAUAACGUACAUGUCCCCUGCUAAAGUAGGAGAAGAUGUCGUGAUUACUGCACACGUUCUGAAGCAAGGGAAAACGCUGGCCUUUGCCUCUGUGGAUUUGACCAACAAGGUCACAGGAAAACUAAUAGCACAGGGCAGACACACGAAGCACCUUGGAAACUGAGAGCCUAGCAGUUGGACCCGCAGAAACCUAGCAAUGAAAACCAAGUGCAAAUGUGACUUUUAAUUGUUGAAAAUAAAUGAGAACCAGAAAAAAGAAAAAAAAAGCCAAGCAACAUUUUCUCCGGGGGAAAGGACCAUAAACACCAAGGAGGGUAGGGGUUCCUAUCGUUUCUUUUAUUUUAAGCGUUUAAUUUUUUUUUUAAUCAUGUGGCUCUUGCCUGAAUGAAACAAAAUUCAUAAAGUUAACUGUAAAAGUACAACAGAACUAGCAGGAGCCACCUUGUGGUAAGAUUCUUUUAAAAGUAAAUUCCAGGGAAGGUUUGAUCCAUGCUGGAAGACAUUUGGCUAAGCAAAAGCAGCCAGCCAGAAAAGGACAAAUACUGUAUGACCUAACUUAUAUAAACGACUGGAAAACAGAUCAGUGUACAGAGAUCAAAGUUCGCCAGUGGUUACCAGGAGUGAGAGAGAGGUCCAAGGGGGCUAAUCGUGAUGCAAAAUUGCAUUAAGGGUAGGGGUACACAGCUAUUUAUUGUAAUUACUGUCAAUAAAUUGUACACCUAUAAAAACUGAA
Messenger RNA from Echinops telfairi (small Madagascar hedgehog), 1120 nucleotides. RefSeq names its product acyl-CoA thioesterase 13 (gene ACOT13). Lineage: Eukaryota; Metazoa; Chordata; Mammalia; Afrosoricida; Tenrecidae. The coding region runs from base 128 to 550 and encodes 140 amino acids. Gene Ontology annotation, molecular function: fatty acyl-CoA hydrolase activity. The transcript has 3 exons. The record is from RefSeq and is a predicted model, not a curated record.